Messenger RNA from Panicum virgatum (switchgrass), 3276 nucleotides. RefSeq names its product protein STRUBBELIG-RECEPTOR FAMILY 3-like. The transcript is spliced from 18 exons. Lineage: Eukaryota; Viridiplantae; Streptophyta; Magnoliopsida; Poales; Poaceae. Gene Ontology annotation, molecular function: protein binding; protein kinase activity; ATP binding. Bases 632 to 2881 code for a protein of 749 amino acids. The record is from RefSeq and is a predicted model, not a curated record. Gene Ontology annotation, biological process: protein phosphorylation.
GUUCUCCUCCUCUCUUCCCCGCUUUGGUUUCCCAUUUGCGCCGAUGCGCCCACUACCAUGGGAAGAGGAUGUUAAGCGAAUUUGUUUAACAAGUGUACGGUCACCGGAAGCGAGAAGUUGGAUUUUUCCCCUCUCGCCAGAUGCUGCUGUAAUCCUCACGGACUCAUAAAUUGAUCGUUAUUUCCAAAGAUCAGAGUAACGUGCUCGACUUUGUCACCUUCAUCCUCUGGGGUCGCUCGGCAGCUGAUGCCCGCGUUGGGGGAUUGUUGAAGGGAUAAGGUCGUGGCAAUGAGCAAGCCGGCGCGCGUGCAGCGCGCGUCCUCGCCGCCCCUGGUUGCUUCGGCCGUCAUCUUGCUGCUAUUCUCCGCUUUACCGCACUGUCAGCCAUACACUUACGAGCAAGAUGGUCUGUAUAGUCCUCCUUGAUAUUUGCUACUAUUUUCUUAAAUUCAGUAUUCAUGAGCGUAGAAUAAACAUCAUUAUUGGUUCCAUAGCUUCAUGCGGGACACCAGAUUGUUUAGGCGUCCUUUUGUACCGUAUAAUUUACUUACCGCAAACGGAUAAUGCACUGAUUUAUGUUUUGGUACCUUAUGUCAUGUGUAUCUGUUCUGUUUAUCAGUGUUUGCGAUAAAUGGCUUGUACACGGCGCUUGGAGCACCGCAGCUGCCAAAUUGGACUGCAAAUGGCGGUGACCCCUGCAAUGAGGGCUGGCAGGGUGUUUCAUGCGUGGUCUCAAAUAUUACCUCCAUCAUGUUUCUCUUGUAGAAUUCUCAGCGGUGCAAACCUGGGUGGACAGCUGGGUAACACUUUGGGGAAUUUCACAUCAUUAAUCACCUUGGAUCUUAGCAACAAUAAUAUUGGCGGAACCAUACCCGAUGGUUUACCAGUCACAAUGCAGAAAUUCUUCCUUUCAGCUAACCAGCUAAGUGGUAACCUCCCAAGUACAUUGUCAUCCCUUACACUUUUGACAAGCAUGUCGCUCAAUAACAAUCAAUUAUCUGGAGAUAUACCGGAUGCAUUUUUAGCACUCACUGGACUAGCGAAUUUAGAUUUUUCUUUUAAUAACUUAACCGGUCCGCUGCCACCUUCAAUGGGAAAUUUGACAGCAUUGACUAGCCUGCAUAUUCAGAACAAUCAACUAUCAGGAACCCUUGAUGUGCUGCAAGAUCUUCCUUUCCAAGAUUUGAACAUAGAAAACAAUCUUUUCUCUGGUCCUGUGCCUGUGAAGUUACUCAACUUGCCAAACUUUAAGAAGGAUGGGAACCCAUUCAAUACCAGCAUAGCCCCAUCCGCUCAGCCUCCUGCAGCGCAAACACCAUUACCAUCAGUCUCACCUCCAGCUAGGCAUGUCCCCUCAAAAGAACCUUCAACCUCUUCUAGUGUUCAAGGAGGAAGUACUCCAGGAUCAGGAAAACGUACCAUUUCCACAAUCAAAUUAGUUGGAUAUAUCCUUAUCGGGGUGGUAUCAGCAGUAGUUAUUGUUCUAAUAGCAAUGUACUGUCUGUCCAAGUGCAAAGAAAGAAAGUCAAGGGAUGACAUUUAUACCAAAAACAAGAUGGGAAGGGUGCCUCAGAAGCUUGGAGAGCCUAAAAUCAAGGAAGUGGCAGAAAUCAAGGAGCCACCAGUAAAACUCGAGAAUAAUGUUGGGAAAGGUUCCACUUCCCAUAUUGUUUCUGAUUCAAAGGAGGACCAUAAGUUAAAAAUGCCAACAUCAGCAGCUUCAAAUGUGGUUUAUGAUGCAAGAGAUGGGCAGAAAUCAGACUCACCGGUGGCAGUUGCUCCUCGGGUGGUUGCAAUGAAGCAAAAAGAGCAUGUAAUUGAUAUGGAAAAGACUGAUACUUUCGUUGAGGAACAGCUGCAUUCUACGCAACCUUUUGCACAACCUUGGAAAGGUAGACCUGAAAAGGUGAUCGUCAAUCCCAGUGUUCGUACUAGAAAUGGAAGAGUACCUUCAGUUGGAAAGAUAGACCUGACAACUACUGUCAAGUCCUUUUCCAUUGCAUCCCUUCAACAAUAUACCAAUAGUUUCAGUGAGGAAAAUUUCAUAAGAGAUAGCAGGUUUGGUAAGGUAUUUCUGGCUGAACUUCCUGAUGGAGAGUUACUGGAAGUUUUGAAGAUAGAUGCUUUUAACUCAAAAGUACCAGUGGAUGCCUUUAUUGAGCUAGUUGUGAGCAUUUCUGAACUGAGGCAUCCUAACAUACUUGGGCUUGUUGGAUACUGUGCGGAGUUUGAGCAGCGACUACUUGUCUAUGAACACUGUAGCAAGAUGACUCUACAUGAUGAACUCCACUAUGUAGAUGACUCAAGCAAGCCAUUAUCAUGGAAUGCUCGCCUCCAAGUUGCUGUGGGGGCAGCAAAAGCAUUACAGCAUCUUCAUGAUGGUUGCCAACCACCAAUUGUACAUCAGAAUUUUGAACCAUCUGUUGUUCUUCUAAACAGCACCUUAGUUGUGCAUAUUUCUGAAUCUGGCCUUGCAUCAUUAGCAUCAAAAUCAGCAUCUCAGUUGUCUGGCCGUACCUUAUUCCAUUAUGAAGCCCCUGAGGUGCAUGAAUCUGGAUCCGUAAGUGAUCGAAGUGAUGUUUACAGCUUUGGUGUUGUUAUGUUGGAGCUUCUAACAGGGCGUAAACCUUAUGAUAGCUCACGUCCAAGGGCUGAACAACAUCUGGUGCGAUGGGCCACUUCUCAGCUCUAUGAUAUUGAUGCCAUAGCAAAGAUGGUAGAUCCUUCCAUUCAAGGACAGUGUUCUGAAAAGGCACUGUCUCGUUUUGCUGACAUUAUUAGCCGCUGCAUUCAGCACGAACCAGAAUUUAGGCCACCGAUGUCUGAAGUUGUCCAAGACUUAACUCGCAUGGUAAGUAAUGCAUCAAAGGCUUCCAUGUAGGCGGUCCCGAAGGUGGGGUGAAAAUGUGGGGCCUGUGCUUCAAAAUUGGAAUGCAGUUCUCUCCCAUCAGUUCUCUCCCAUGCUGUGAAGACGCAUUUAUGAUCAUUGAUGCAGUAGUAGGAUACUCUGGCCGACGCAAGAAGGAUGGAAUACAGUAGCAGGAUGCAAGAAUGCACCGUGUUUUAUCCAUUGCCAUAAUGCUCCUCUAAAUCUCUGGUCAAUUUUUUUAGUUCGAAGUUAUUCUUGUAACUUUGUAGUCUGCACAAUAUACUUCUCGGCUCCUGGUUCCGGUUCCAGAUCACUUGAUGUGAUCAUGAAUGGUUCCCUAGACAAUAUGUAAAUACAAGAACUGAAAUCGAUAUAUUAGAAUUUGAUUAUGUUCGGCCAGUGGAUCA